Messenger RNA from Durusdinium trenchii, 1349 nucleotides. NCBI's taxonomy places the organism in Eukaryota, Dinophyceae, Suessiales, Symbiodiniaceae. The record is from the annotation of a GenBank genome assembly.
CCAAGCCACAGCAAGCUAGAUGUUUUGACAUGGGCUGCUUGUGAUGAGAACCUUGGCCGUUUGUGGCAUGUGCUCUUAUGGAUGAGGCUCCAUCGCUGCCCUCCUUGCGCUCGGCCAGGCUCCUGCUGGCCCAGCAGAAGGCCUUCGCGGCAGACUUGGAGCGUCGCUUGUCAGCCAUUCAGGCACGUCUCAUUGAAGUCCCGAUUGAUGCUGUCGAGGAGUGCUCCCAGCGAGAGGAGUCUCGCCAUCAGCGUUUGGCAGAGGCGCUAUGUCUCAGUGAACAGGAAGCUGCAGAGGCUGCAGCUGAGCGUGAUUUGCUGCGCCAAGAGCUUCAGGAAGCCAACAGAGCUGUGGCAACGACGCCCCAAGCUGCACAGUUGGCCCAGGAGCUCCGUGACGCGGAAUUGGCCCAGCGAUGCUGGUGUGAAGAGCUGCAGGAGGUUCGGCAACUGCAAGCAGGCUUGGAGAGUAGCCUGAGUCAGUGCAAGGAAGAAGCUUCUAGUGAGGCUGCUGAGAGCCAACGCUUGCGCAAAUGCCUUGAAGAACGAGGCUGUGGCUUGAGCUGGUUGCGAGGCAUAGCGCGGUCUCAUGUGGAAGAUCUGCAGGGCAGUGCUGAUGGCUAAGCUUUCCCCUGCUGGGCAGUUGGAGAGAGUUGUCAACUCUUUGGCGGGGCAUAUACUUUCAACUGGAUUUCAAUCACACUGUGUUUGACAGUGCAUUCUUGUGGGUCGGCAAAGGGAAUGCAACUCAACUGCGUCCAGCAAGCUCUCCUUUUUGUAGGUUACCUCGCUGGACAACCAUUUGCAUCCUGCGCUGCAGGCAUCUUUGGGCUCCGAUGGUGGUUGAGCUGGGGGAGGCGUCGCUAUGCAGAAUGGGAUCACUUGAUGACUGUUUCACCGCUUCAGGCUUCUGCACUUAAUGCUGAAACCAGAGAGGUCAAGACCCUCAAGAACCUGAAGAUCCGGAUUUUCACACUCGGACCGGAUUUUCCAUUCUGCCGUGUGCAUGCGUUCUGAGAAUUUGUCUAGCAUUUGCAUACUCUUGAUCUUUGAACCCAUGCUCACGCUCGGGCUUUGCUAGACUGUAAUGCAGUCUGGAACACAUAUUUUGAGUUCUCUUUCAAACAGUCUUAGUGUACAUUGGUAGGAUCCUUGGCGGUGGGUUACCACAUCGUGGUUGCAAUGCAUCGACCCAACUGGGUAUUGGUGAGUGCACGGUGCUGCAAGAGUCAUCGACCAGUGCACUUGAAGACUGAGACAUGGAGGGGAUGCAAAAAGGCUUGGAAAUCAGAUGCCUUUUGAGGCCAUCGCUACUGCACUAGAAUGAAGGCCAUCGCUACUGGGUUGGAG